AUGAUAGACGCGGCUGCAUGGCUUGGGAUGGAGCUCUGCGUUCAUACAAAAAAGGGGGAUGUGCUGACUGGAACCCUCUUGGCGAUGGAGCAAAAUGGAUCGAUGAUCCUUUUUCAUGUCAGUCAGCAGGUCAACACACAUGGAAAUGCAGACUUGGAGGAAAUACUCCCAAUAAAGCGCCCAUCUAUUUAUAUCAACAGAUCAGAUAUCGAGCGAAUCCUUGCGCCAGCUCUUCCCGGAGAGGUGUCCCGUUCAAAUGAAAAUGUUAUAAUGUAA
Giardia duodenalis is the source of this 276-nucleotide messenger RNA. RefSeq lists its product as uncharacterized. Bases 1 to 276 code for a protein of 91 amino acids. The record is from RefSeq and is a predicted model, not a curated record. Lineage: Eukaryota; Fornicata; Diplomonadida; Hexamitidae. The transcript has a single exon.